AUGACUCUCACGCGCUCCCAAACGGGGAAAACCCCUAAGAAAAUGGAUCGCCCUGGUUAUAUCGAGACUCCCGGCCGUCGUUCGAACCGUAAGAGCUUGGCUUUCGAUAUGAGCGAGAACGAUGCCUCCGAUUCGCCUGCCCCCAGGUCCAAGUCGUCCACUCGUCGUCGCACGUCGGGUAAGGUCAAGGAUGAGGAAGAGGAGGAGAAUCCUGUGACCCCUACGCCCUCAACCAAUGGCAAGGCGGCGACUCGUAAGAAGGCGAAGUCCAAGUCGCGCAUUGUCGAUGGCUGGGAGGAGGGACUCGAUCCCAAGAUCGAUUACAGUGGACACUACGAGUUCGGUGGCUCUAUGGGUGUGCUGUCUAUGAUGAUCGGCUUCCCAAUGCUCAUGUACUACAUGUGGAUUGGCGCGACUUAUUAUGAAGGCAAAUUCCCGACUCGUGAGGAGGGGCAGAGCUUCGCGGAGUUCUUCACUCACAUGGGUCAAUUGGUUUACACUGGUGCGUUCCCUUCGCUGAAGGCUUGGACUAUUUACUGGGUCUUCUUCCUCUUUGAGGGUGCGUGCUACGUGCUUUUGCCCGGUGUCUCUGUCUCGGGGCGUCCCCUCCCGCACUUGGGUGGCAAACAGCUUCCUUACUACUGCUCAGCUGUGUGGUCGUUUUACACUAGCAUUGUGCUAGUGUUGGCUUUGCACUUCACUGGUCUCUUCAAGCUUUACACUCUCAUUGAUGAGUUUGGUCCUCUUCUUAGCGUUGCCAUUCUGUCGGGCUUCUUGGUUUCUUUCGUGGCCUACUUCUCGACUUUGGCUCGUGGUGCCGAGCACCGUAUGACCGGAUCUCCCAUUUAUGAUUUCUUCAUGGGUGCUGAACUUAACCCGCGCAUGUUUGGCAUUUUGGACUUUAAGAUGUUCUUCGAGGUCCGCCUCCCCUGGUUCAUUCUGCUGUUCCUUUCUAUGGGUGCUGCCGCUCGUCAGUGGGAGGUUUACGGAUACGUGUCCGGCGAGGUCAUGUUCCUCGUCAUGGCGCACUUCCUGUAUGCCAACGCCUGCUCCAAGGGCGAGGAGUGCAUUGUGUCUACCUGGGAUAUGUACUACGAGAAGUGGGGCUUCAUGCUCAUCUUCUGGAACUUGGCUGGUGUGCCUCUGAGCUACUGCCACUGUACCAUCUACCUGGCCAACCACGACCCCAGCGAAUACCACUAUAACCGCUUCUUCCUUGCUUUCCUCUACGUUGCAUAUCUGUUUGUCUACUGGGUUUGGGACACCACCAAUAGCCAGAAGAACCGUUUCCGCCAGCAGGAGCGUGGCACCAUGCUGCCGUGGCAGACCGUGAAGAACCCCAAGACUCUCACUUCCGCCGAGGGCUCCAAGAUUCUCGUUGACGGGUGGUACGGCAAGGCUCGCAAGAUCCACUAUACCUGCGAUCUCUACUUUGCCUUGAACUGGGGCCUGAUCACCGGCUUCUCCAGCCCCUUCCCCUGGUUCUACCCGCUCUUCUUCGCCUGCAUGAUCUCCCACCGUGCCCUGCGUGAUAUCCAGCGGUGUCGCGUCAAGUACGGCGAGACUUGGCUCGAGUACGAGCGCCAGGUGCCCUACCUUUUCAUUCCCGGGCUCUGA
This is a messenger RNA of Penicillium atrosanguineum, 1617 nucleotides long. It is a transcript of the gene erg4, whose product is annotated as c-24(28) sterol reductase. NCBI's taxonomy places the organism in Eukaryota, Fungi, Ascomycota, Eurotiomycetes, Eurotiales, Aspergillaceae. The record is from RefSeq and is a predicted model, not a curated record. The coding region runs from base 1 to 1617 and encodes 538 amino acids. Gene Ontology annotation, molecular function: Delta24(24-1) sterol reductase activity. Gene Ontology annotation, cellular component: endoplasmic reticulum membrane. Gene Ontology annotation, biological process: ergosterol biosynthetic process. The transcript has 6 exons.